Lycium barbarum (goji berry) is the source of this 798-nucleotide messenger RNA. RefSeq lists its product as uncharacterized. Lineage: Eukaryota; Viridiplantae; Streptophyta; Magnoliopsida; Solanales; Solanaceae. The coding region runs from base 1 to 798 and encodes 265 amino acids. The transcript has a single exon. The record is from RefSeq and is a predicted model, not a curated record.
AUGUGUACCCCGAAAUCAGCUGGUGGCCUCAACUUGAUCAAUCUCCAGCAGUGGAACAAGACUGCUAUAGCCAAAACUUGUUGGGACCUGAAGCACAAACAAGAUAAGCUAUGGAUCCGAUGGAUCCACGCUUAUUACAUUAAGGGGCAACAAUUCCAUGAGGCUGCUACACCACAACAAGCCUGCUGGAUGGUGAGAAAGGUUUUGGAAGCAAGAGCCAUAACUGAACACAUCCAACAUAGGCCGAAUCUUGGUAAGUCACUUAUCAAGAUCGUUUAUCUACAACUAAUUGGGUCUCAGUCGAGACCUCCAUGGAAAUGCUUGAUGUUCAACAACUCAGCCCGGCCUAAAGCCAUAUUCACUAUGUGGUUGCAACUACAAGAUAGACUGCUUACUACUGAUAGAUUGCAGAAUUGGGGUAUCGAUGUGAAUAUAGACUGCAUCUUUUGCCAGAAUCAAAUGGAGACAAGAGACCAUUUAUUUAAGGACUGUGACUACUCCACUGCCAUAUGGAGGAAACUACUACUGUGGUCUCGAAACCAAAAUUUUACUAGUACAACUUGGGAGGAGCAUGCUGGACAGAUCGUGCGGAAAGGGAAAGGUAAGUCAGUAGGUGCCCAGAUCUUCAGAUUGAUUUAUGCUGAGUUUGUGUAUGCGGUGUGGCUAGAAAGAAACCAGCGGAUCUUUGAGAAAAAAAGCAAGAAUUGGGAGUCAGUUGCUCGGGAAAUUGCCUUUAUGUGUAGUGUAAGAGCUAGUCCAAAAAUUGCACCUGUACUUCAACAGUUUAUCUUUACAUAG